AUGGCUUCCUUAACAAAUUCUUUGACCACGCCCUUGUACAUUCUCGAGUCCGGUUACCUCAUGACAGUCCCACUGGCUCAAGACGGAGGCAUGACUACUUGGGUUCUCGUUGACAAAAAUCGACUGCCAAAUCAGCGGGAUAUCCUGUGCUCGUGUGAAACCUUCCGCAAGCGAUGUCUCGUGAGCGAUAAUAGCAUGGGAAACACGACGGAGGGUAUCGUCCAUGGGAUUGUCAGCGUCUUCUGUCCAGGAAAUUUUCGCGGCCGCGGCUACGCAGCUCGUCAUAUGAAAGAGCUAGCGACGGUCCUGCGCGAUUGGCAACCAGAGGACGGAAUGGUCGUUGGAAGCGUCUUAUACUCGGAUGUAGGAAAGGAGUAUUAUACCAGAUUAGGUUGGACACCGAACCCCGUCAGCGGGCAUCUGGUGUUGCCGCCUGCGAGGAUGGAGAUACCGGCAGGUUCGCGCCCGAUCUUCGAGUCGGAAUUAGAGAGUCUAUGUCUCAGAGACCAGGCCGUGAUGCGGAAUGACAUGGCCACACCCAGUGCGUCACGAAAACGAGUGGUCAUUUUACCAGACUUAGAUCACAUGUUAUGGCACGUUCACAAAGAAGACUUUGCCACCAAACAAAUCUUUGGUAAGAAGGCAGUGAUAAACGGAGCAAUCGCUGGAGCGGCUGGGAAACAGGUCUGGGCUACCUGGGUUCUUCGCUACUACAGACACCCAAAUCAUCAUAGCACUGAGGAUGCAGAUGAUAAGAGUGUCCUUUACAUUCUCCGCCUUGUAGUAGAAGGCGACGAGACUGCGAACAAACCACGCGAAGGAAACAUCACGAUGCCGAUGGAAGAUUAUGCAGAGCAAGCUGCUGCGUUGAAGGCUGUGUUGCAGGCUGCCCAAGCGGAGGCGGCAGAUUGGAGGCUAGAUCAGGUGCAACUAUGGGAUCCGUCUCCCAUGGUAAAGUGCCUUUUGGACCGAAGUGGUCUGGAUGCUGUUUACAUUGAGAGACAGAGUCAUAGCAUUGCUAGUCUAUUGUCGUUCGAGGAUGGCGAGGGUCUGGGGUCAGAGGACGCUCCGAUUUUGAUCAACAAUGAGCAUUAUGCGUGGUGUUAG
Molecule: messenger RNA, 1107 nt
Organism: Colletotrichum acutatum
Lineage: Eukaryota; Fungi; Ascomycota; Sordariomycetes; Glomerellales; Glomerellaceae
Exons: 2
Coding region: 1-1107 (368 amino acids)
Source: RefSeq, a predicted model, not a curated record